AUGCCUCCCAAGAAGAAGGCGCGAAGCAGCGUCUCCGCUGUCGCGACACCGACACCAGCUCGCGAUGACGACGCCAUGGACGUCGACACCCCAGCGGCUGAUACCCCAACAGCGGCCGUGUCGAUGGUCAAGCCGUCCGCGGAUGAGUGGCCGAACAACCUUUGGACCGAUGACCAAUUGUCUUCACUAUUCAAGGGUGUCAUUAGGUGGAAGCCAGCAGGUAUGCACAAGCACUUCAGAAUGAUUGCUAUUAGUGAGCACCUUCGUAAUCACGGUAUCGACCCUGACUUCUACACCCAUACGCGCAUCCCACACAUCUGGCAGAAACUCCGUACCUUUUAUGACCUCAAAACGAUCGACCAACGUGAGGAUUUCUACGACGCUCAAGAAGACGAGAACUACGACGAUCGGUUCAAGGAAUUUACUCUACCCCCUGCCGAUUUCUACGACAUGCAACUGGAGCGUCUACUCGCAGACCCUAGCGAGGCUCCAACAUCCCCGCCUGAGCUGGAGCUGACGCCACCACCACCAUCACCCGGCGGUAGCAAUGCUGGGGCUAACAGGAGGAGGAAACGCGCAUCUACCGUUACGAAGACACGUGCCAGUACUGUCGAGGAUACGGAGGAUGGUGGUACGGACAUCGCGUCACCCCCACCAAAGUCGGCUAGAGUGGCCCGGAGCCAGAAGCGGGCUGCUGGCAAAGCCAAAGCGGCGGAGAAGGCGGAAAAAGCUGAGAAAGCCGAGAAAGCCGAGAAAGCUGAGAAGGCUGGAAAGGCUGAAAAGGCUGAAAAAGCCAGCAAAACGCCCAAGGCUCAGUCAACCGAGUCUUCCUCAUCUUCAGACGAGGACGAAGAGGACCAAGACGAAGACGAGGAUGUUGAUGAUGACGAUGAGGGUGAUGAAGGAGGCGGAGGAGGAGAUGAAGAAGAAGAAGAAGAGGAGGAGGAGGAGGAGGACGACGACGAAGAAGAUGGAAGUGGAAGUGACUCCAACGAGGAAGAGGAGAGCGCUGAGGAGAGCGGCACUCCGGUCUCGAGAUCAACGAGGGGGGCUGCUCGAGGCCGUGCCAGAGGCAGGGGCAGAGGCAGAGGAAGGGGACGUGGGCGGUGA
Molecule: messenger RNA, 1110 nt
Organism: Colletotrichum truncatum
Lineage: Eukaryota; Fungi; Ascomycota; Sordariomycetes; Glomerellales; Glomerellaceae
Product: ct20 family protein
Biological process (GO): regulation of transcription by RNA polymerase II
Cellular component (GO): NuA4 histone acetyltransferase complex; nucleus
Source: RefSeq, a predicted model, not a curated record